Molecule: messenger RNA, 5496 nt
Organism: Protopterus annectens (West African lungfish)
Lineage: Eukaryota; Metazoa; Chordata; Ceratodontiformes; Protopteridae
Gene: SEC14L1
Product: SEC14 like lipid binding 1
Exons: 16
Coding region: 1035-3221 (728 amino acids)
Biological process (GO): negative regulation of RIG-I signaling pathway
Cellular component (GO): cytosol; cytoplasm
Molecular function (GO): RIG-I binding
Source: RefSeq, a predicted model, not a curated record
GAUGUCAAGUUGUGGGAAGUACUGUUUCAAUGAAAUGGGCCCAUGCGUUACUGAAAUACAAAAAAGCGGAAUGAAAUAACAAGAGGAAAUAAAUGUGUGCGUUAUGUUUAGGAUAUAAACUAUGAAUUACUGUCAUCAGCACACCUCAUCUUUGACAUUGCCCCUUUGACAUCUUGUCACAUAUGCAGAGCAACAGUUUACGCUACUUUGUGUUCUGCUCAAUAUCGUUUUUCACAGAGUUGGUCACGAGCUUAAUUUUUUUUGUUGUCUUCGUUGGUCACGCGCUCCGCGUUCCUAUGUGAAAUUACCAAGGCCGAUGGUAAGCCGGCGGCAGGUCUGUUGGCUCUGGGAAGUAAAGGAAUUUGGCCUUUUAACCGCUAUAUUUAUGUACUCCUAGUGCAUCUGCGGGGCAGAGUGGAGCUAUGGGUUGGGGGUUUCCUGAAAUGGAAGGGGAUGUUUAAUACGUACGGGUUGUGUUGGCGUUUUGCCCGUGAACUUAUGCGGCUUGUAUAUCGGCCUUCAGCUGUUGUGUUCCGCCUGUCAGUAAUUGUGGAAAGCCGGGUGAAAAGCUGAUCGAAGAGUUGUGUUUCCAUUUUUGUUACAUUCGUUUAGGUGUUCUUGUCCGUCGAGUUUGUAAUGGAAUUCAGAGCUACUUGGUAAAUGCCUUGUUGAGGGCUUAUCUCAACUCGGGUAUUGGCACUGAAUGGAACCCUGUUCUUGACACAUUGAGAUGCAAAGCGUCUUGCUGUCAUGCUUUUGUCACAAGCAGGUAAACCGAUUUACCAGGUGUUUUUGUGAAAACGGAGCUGGCAUUGCGAAGGAACAAGUGUAAGUUUCCUUCUAGGUCCCUCAGAUACAUCCUAAUUCCUACAAAUCAAUUUCCAGUCUCCAUGUGUGAGGAAUAUUCUUCACAGAAAGCCGAGUAUUUCUCCGUAAAUUUUCUUAAGCUCUGUGAUGCAAGAAGAUACUGCCAGCCCAGCUAGCUGAAAUUUUGUAAAUAGUAAUUGGUUUAAAGGUACUUCGUAACUGGAGUCAUGGUGCAGAAAUAUCAGUCGCCCGUUAGGGUGUAUAAACAUCCGUUUGAACUUAUUAUGGCUGCUUAUGAAAGACGUUUUCCAACAUGCCCACUAAUUCCGAUGUUUGUGGGCAGCGAUGUUGUCAACGAGUUCAAGAGUGAAGAUGGAGCAGUUCAUAUUGUUGAGAGACGGUGUAAGCUAGACGUAGAUGCACCACGACUACUGAAAAAGAUUGCUGGUGUCGACUAUGUUUAUUUCGUACAGAAGAAUUCUUUGAACAGAAGAGAGAGAACACUGCAGAUAGAUGCAUACAAUGAAACUUUUUCAAACAGAGUUGUUAUACAUGAGUACUGCUGUUACACUGUUCAUCCAGAGAAUGAAGACUGGACUUGUUUUGAACAAUCUGCGAGUCUUGAUAUCAAGUCUUUCUUUGGCUUUGAAAGCACUGUUGAAAAGAUUGCAAUGAAGCAGUAUACUAGCAGCAUUAAGAAAGGGAAAGAGAUAAUUGAGUAUUAUCUGCAACAGCUGGAGGAAGAAGGUGUAACAUUUGCCCCUCGCUGGAGUCCAUUUACUGUUUGUAACUUGGGCAAAACCACUCCUAUGCCAAAACUGCCCACUUCUCCUGCCAUAAAUAUACCAGAUUCUAGCAGUAAAGAGGGCUGCUGCAACAAGGAGACUCUUGGUAUUUCCAGCAGCACACCAGAUGCUAGCACUGGGACUCCAGAAGACAAACUGGAUGCUGACUACAUCAAGAGAUAUCUUGGGGACUUGACUCCACUGCAAGAAAGCUGCCUCAUCAGACUACGACAGUGGCUUCAGGAGAGCCACAAGGGAAAAGAGGGUGGAGUAAUCGCCGAAAAAAAGUUCAACUUGUUCGAGGACAAAAAAAACAAAUUUAGUGAAGUUACGGCAUGUGGUAGAGUGUGCUGCAAGGGCAUUUCUGCAGUCAUUGGAUCUGAUCGCCCCGCAAUGUUCUUUCACUCUGUCGGAGAGUUUACGGCUGGUCUUUCCGAUAUAGAAAUGAUGGCAGGUUUCACAAACUGCCGCGUAAACUAUAUUUCUGCUGUUGCAGUCAAAGUGGAGAUUGAAAACCACUGUAAGAUUGGCAUGUGGAAAAGUGUAACUUGUAUCCACGACCUUUCCUUUCCAAACCAGGUGUUGUCAAUAAACGAAGAAGGAUUGCGGAAAUGUGAAGAAAAUACCAAAAUAUUUGGGCGACCCAUCAGUGCCUGGACAUGUUUGGUUGAUUUGGAAGGCCUGAAUAUGAGACAUCUCUGGCGACCUGGAGUGAAAGCACUGCUUCGAAUUAUAGAAGUUGUCGAACCCAAUUAUCCAGAAACUCUUGGCAGGCUGCUUAUAGUGAGAGCGCCAAGAGUGUUUCCUGUCCUGUGGACCUUGGUCAGUCCAUUCAUUGAUGAGAAUACUAGGAAGAAGUUUCUAAUCUACGCAGGGAAUGAUUAUCAGGGGCCUGGAGGGCUAGUAGACUACAUCGAUAAAGAAAUCAUUCCUGACUUCCUUGGUGGGGAAUGCAUGUGUGAAGUUCCAGAGGGUGGUCUGGUUCCCAAGUCUCUUUACAGGACAGCAGAGGAGUUAGAAAAUGAAGACCUAAAACUGUGGACAGAGACUAUCUACCAGUCUGCAAGUGUUUUUAAAGGAUCACCGCAUGAGAUCUUAGUUGAAAUUGUGGAGGCAUCUUGUGUGAUAACUUGGGAUUUUGAUGUUUGUAAAGGCGACAUCACUUUUAACAUCUAUCACUCAAAAAGGGCACCACAACCCCCUAAGAAAGAUACUCUGGUGGCACACAGCAUCACAUGCCCUGGUGGAAACAACAUGCAGCUGAUUGACAAGAUGUGGCAACUUGGCAAAGAUUACAGCUUGGUAGAGUCUCCACUGAUUUGCAAGGAGGGUGAGAGUGUUCAGGGCUCUCACGUUACUCGGUGGCCAGGGUUUUACAUCUUGCAGUGGAAGUUUCAUAACAUGCCUGCCUGUGCUGCAACCAACCUACCUCGAGUGGAUGAUGUGCUGGCAACUCUCCAGGUCUCCUCUCAUAAGUGCAAAGUCAUGUACUAUACAGAAGUGCUGGGGUCAGAGGACUUCAGGGGCUCCAUGAGCAGUCUUGAAUCGAGCCACAGUGGCUUUUCUCAGCUCAGUGCCACCACCACAUCUUCGUCUCAGUCACACUGCAGUUCCAUGGUCUCCAGGUAGUAUCAGCAUGAGGAAACCUAAGAACUUUCAAUGCCACAGGACUUGCACACAAAUGCAUCACUUCGCAUUGUUGUACAACACCAGCCAAAUUCAAAUACAAAUUCUUCUGCACAACUAUAAACAGGCUAAACCAGGUGGUUUAACUUCUUCACUGUUUCUGGAAUCAUGUUUGAAUGUUUUUCAUCAUACAAGUUGCUCCAUAGCCAUGGAUUUAGAAGUGCACAAAUUUUUUAUUUGCUAAAAUAUAAGGGCUUCUUUGAAAGGACAGCAGCUGUUUGCUAUGCUUCCUAAAAUAUCAAGUUAAGAAAUGAACAUUGUUGGUUUGAAAAUUCUGCACAAAAUACAAGCAAAAAACUAGCCACCAAAAAAAAAAAAAAAAAUCAGGUGUUAAAUAUAAGCAAUUGUAGUAGUGAUGGUAAUAAAAAUAUGCAUGGAAAACAUUUAAUGAAAUUAACUGAUUUUAUUUUGUCAUUUACAUUUGACAGAAAGGGGAGGACCUCAUUAACUGUUUUACAUACAGAUUUUAUCACUUCAAUGUAUGCAUUGAAAAAUGAGUUGAAAAAAAUGUCUGACUGGGGAAUGUAUUAAUAUUUUAUAUAUGUUGAUGUGGCUGUUAGAUGCUUUUACUAGAUUCAUUCACUUUGCAGCCUUAGACUAACAAAUAUUCUCCCACUAGCCUAUAAAAUUGUCUAGUAUCUAAAAGUCUUAACGUAUCUAAAUUGUAGCUUCUCAUUGUUGAAAGGUGUUUGUCCCCCUUAACAGGGAGUGGCAAGCAUUACUUGCUGUAUUGUGUAGUAACCUUAUUUCAGCAAUUGGCUCACACACAGGGAUGGCACUGGUUCUGCAAAUGAUGAUUAUGCGGACAGGGCCAGCUGAGCCCAGUCUUUUAAACUGAGAGGUUUUCCUGGCAUUUAAACAUCAACAGAUUAGAUAUUUGCUAAGUAAAAGCUGCCUACCAGUAAUUUUCUCCAUUUGCAUAAAGCAUUUGUUAGCAUCAAGUAGACAUUAUCUGCAAGUGAUUGUAAUCUUCGUUCGAACAGUGUCAUUUCCUUUUUAAGACCUGUACUUUUAUGAUGUACAAUCCUUACAAGCAUUUUACUGCAUGCUUUGUUUAUGUGCAGUCUGUGUAUAUAAUAGGGCCAUUUUUUCAGUUAUCUUUUUACUGAUCACAGUUCACACACUGUAUUUGAUACCCUGGGACUGCAGAGAUUUUCCUUGUUGCAUGCAGUAAUUUGAAAGGCUUUUCAGUUUUGUUCACCUGCAUUGUUAAAAUUAAAUGAAGGCUCUCUCUAGCCUGUUGUGACCUCAUACCCUGUCUGCUUUAAGUACACAUCCAGGAGAACACACUGCAGCUUUCAGCUUAGUAAACUGAAUUAAUCAGAUAUAGACAUGCAAGUUAAACCUGAGGAAAACACAAUGACAACUUUGGCUGUCUGCACAACCCGUACUUUAGCCACAUAGAGGUACUGCUACAGUGCCAUGUUUUUUUUUAAUCUGUUCUGAACUCAAGUCAUUUUUUUUUCUGGCAAAAAAGAAGACACCUGAAGUUCAUUGUUUACAGUACAGGAUUUUAAAAAUAUGGGAUAAAAGUGACUGUUCUGGAAACAGCACACUUUCUAACGUUACUCUUUAUAGCAUGUUGCUAUUAACUGAAGCACAAGGUCAAAAAAUGUCCUGAACAAUAACAGUGUCAGGUGCAUAUUAUGCUAAUUCUGUAUUAUGAAUGUAAUUUGUAUUAUGAUGCUGCCACUUUAAAACAUGUCAGUUUCAUAUGCAUCACUUUGCAUAAUGUUCUUCAACUUUUUAGUUUUAAGUUUUCUGUGCAGUUCACUUACCAAGUCUAAAAUCAGGUCUAGAACUUCUGUGUAAAGAGCCAUACAUAUAAAAUUAAACCACGCACUCCAGGAAGAAUAACUGUUCAUUCCGUUACUUACAAAACUUUAAUAGAAAUACCACAGUAAGCAAACAUUUGCAUGAAUUGUGACAUUUAAAAAAUGUAUUUCCCCAAGCAAAAACAGAAAGCCUGAUUUGUUUGUCUUGUUAUUAAACUGCCAUUUAACUACUUGUUUUGUUGUGUUUGACUAGGUUUUUUAUGUUCUUUCCUUGUGCCAGUGCUGGCUAUGUGCGUGUUACCUCCAUGUUAAAUGUCCUUUGCUUGCUUUCUCUGUUUAGCUAUUACAUUUCAGAUUUUCUUAUAUGUUCUAAACAUUGUAUUGCACUUUUGUUAAUAAAAUGUACCUUUUUAUUUAAUAUUAAAUGUAGCAUUGUAACACCA